AUGAUUAACGAUCUUGUCCUACCAACAUGUAAUUAUUGGAAAUAUGUAGAUGAUCUUACUGCUUCGGAGGUUAUAGCCAAAUACGGCAGUUCAACAAUCCAAUCAGAUCUUGAUUAUAUAUCCCCUUGGUCGUCUGCUAAUUACAUGAAAUUAAACGCGAAGAAAUGUAAAGAGCUAAGGGUUUGUUUCUUCCGUGAUACGCCUGUUUUGGAACCAUUAACUAUCGACGGAAUACCAAUAGAUGUUGUUGAUUGCCAUAAAGUUCUUGGUAGUGUGAACCCUUAG
Messenger RNA from Paramuricea clavata, 285 nucleotides. The record is from the annotation of a GenBank genome assembly. NCBI's taxonomy places the organism in Eukaryota, Metazoa, Cnidaria, Anthozoa, Malacalcyonacea, Plexauridae.